CUCGACCAAGGCUCAACAACAGUCAGGCACUCUGUCUGUCUGUCUGCCAAUCUCCCACCGGUCAUAAACAAAGCGCCGCGCCCUCUGGUCGGUCUAUCUUUACACACGCAUGUCAGUGAGUGACAGAUGAAGGCUACCAGCCGCUGAAGUCGAGUUGUGUCCUGAUGGCCUUCUUUUUGACGGGCACGGCGGCGUACUCCUCCUCUAUGUCGCCCUUCUCGGCUAUCGUCGUCGGCAGCUGACCACGACCUGCUGGUGCGGAGGACGGGGCGGCCUUGCUAGGUGCUGCACCCGGCCUGAACGAACGAACGAUAAAGACCAACAACACACACCACACACACCGCAUAGCAUACAGACAGACAGAUAGGGCGGGCGUGACCUUUGUUCGCGUGUCGUGUCGCCCGCCUUAGGUACUGACUUUGCUUUCGCCGCUGCCUUGGGUGCUGCAGCUGCACUGCCGGCCACAUACUUGCCGAUCUCGUCCGACUCCCUGACAAACACACACACACACACACAGACAGAUGAAUGCAUGUGAUGUGUGCUUGAUGGUGCGGUGCAUUCAUGUGAUGUGUGGCUACUUACCGCUUCGGGUGGCUGGCCAUGGCGUCGAGUGCAGCCCUGUUAGAAAACCACGCCGCAUUGGGAUCCUCCUGCAGACAGACAGACAGACAGACAGAGAGGAGACACACUCACACCGUCAUCUCAUCGCGGUCGUUUGUGUUGGCCGCCUGUCUGCUGUGUGAGUGCGUUUGUGAUUGGUUGUGACCUCUGCGGGGUUAAGUUUGUCCUCCUCUUCCUUCUGGAGCUGCUCCUUGGCCUCGGUGAAGGGGUUGCUGAACACGUGGGUCUCAACUAUCCUGGGCGGCACCUGUACCGCACCAACACACAGACACAUCAAUCAGUACUGUGCCCAUGGCAUGCGUGUGUGCCUUGCUUGGUGGUCUCGUCUCACGAGUGGUUUGUCAUUCUUGUCGGUGUCUAGGGCCUCCAUAGCCCGCAGCACGUCCACACCGCCCACAACUGACGGAUACAAACAGAGGCAAGGACACACACACAGACGUGACUGGACACAUGGACACAAACAGGAGUGCAGUGCAGUGCAGUGCAGGUGUGUGUGUGUGUGUGUGUGGACUCGACUCACCCCUUCCGAAUACGGUGUGUUUGUAGUUGAGGUGCUCGCAGGACUUGAACGUGAUGAAGAACUGAGAUUUGUUGGUGUUCUUGCCCGAAUUGGCCAUGCUCACCACACCCUGGCCCUGAUACACACACACACACACACACACAUGGUCGCACACAGCAGCACUAGUCACCCUUCCCGUCUGGCUGCCUGCCGGCAUUCGUCCACACACACCUGGUGCAGCAGCUUGGACACCAUUUCGUCUCUGAAUGGCUUGCCGUCCUCGAAGGCGCUUUCGCCACCCUCACCAGUGCCCGUCGGAUCGCCCCCCUGAAUCAUGAAACUCGGGAUGCACCUGCACACCAAACCACACAUACACUUGCCAGGCGCCAGUGAAGUGAAGUGGUGCAAAGAUUGCCUCACUCACUGACCGACUGACCUGUGGAAGAUGGUGUCUUUGUAGUAUCCCGACUCGCAGUGUCGUAGGAAGUUGUCGCAGGCCAUGGGCGUCAGGUCGGCAUGCAGCUCGAUGUUCAGACCACCGAGAGUCGUCUCGAUACGCACGUACCUGCACUCAGGGAGACACACACACAGAGAGAGAUGGAGAGAGAGAGAGAGAGAGAGAGCCCGUCAUGGUCGGUGUAAGUGUGUUGAUGUGUUGAUGUGUUAUGUGACUGACCCCUUCUUUUUGUUCUUCUUGACUCUGGCGUAGUAGGUCUGCCGCACCUCCUCGCCCGUCAUGUCGCGGUACUCAAACCGGGUGUCGAUAUUCACAGCCGUCGACGUGAAACUCGCAGCCUGCCUGCAACCAUUCCAUUCGACAAUAAGGCGAUGAUCAGUUGCAUGGGCUUUCCAUCCAUCCGUCUGUCCGGCCAUCGGCCUAUCUCUCUCUCUCUCUCUCUGUGUGUGUGUGUGUGUGUGUGCGGAUAAGUACUUGCUGGUGGUGAGGAAUGAGUGUUUCUUCUUGGCCUCUGGGGGGGCUGACGCGUCAGCGGGAGCCGGCCUCUUCACGCCUGAUCGAUAUACCGACAGACAACACAACCCAUCACAUCAGACAAGAGACGACCACACCUGUCCUGCCUGCUUGUCUCUCUCGUCUGGUCUUACCACCACCACCAGCGGCAGCGGCAGCGGCAGCGGCGGGCUCCUCAUCCCCCUCCUCGUCGACAAGUGCCUUGAGUUUGUCCUUUUCCUUUUGCUUCUGCUCCUCCAUUUUCCUCUUCUCCUCGUAGACCCGCUCCAUCAUGUCAGGCCGCUUGAUGUAGGCCGUGCUGCUGCCCUCCUCGGCCGGCACGCCCGACGCAGACCCUGAACCGGGAACAGCCAGUCCUGCAGAUCAGAUGGAUGACCGACACAACCGACCGACCGACCGACCGACACGGCACACACACACAUGCAUCGAUGGCCCUUUCCCCCUCUGUGUGCGUCUGACCGACCUCUUUUGAUGUGGUCGAAUUCUUCGAUUUUCCUGAAGAGGACAUCCUGCGGGUCCUGGAUGGUGAUGACGUCGGCCGAGCUGAAUGGCUCUCCCGUGAUGAGGUCCUUCCAGUUCUUGGCCUUGCGAUUGAGCUCCUCGACGGCCUCCUUGGCGUACACGUGUCCGCUCUUGGCGUUGGCCACGAUGGUGCUGCGGUCGGUGAAGACCUUGAACGUCACCGGGCAGUGGUACUCGCCCGCCGCAUUCUUGUGGAACUUCAAAGGGAUCAAAUCACCUACGGGAACGAACAGACAGACAGACACGACACAAUCACAGCACAGCACAUCAGGUCAAUCGGAUGUCUUCCGGUGUGGGUGUAUGUGUGUGACUCACCCGCUGAGAGCGGUUUUGCGUUGACGGGGUUGCGCUUGUAUUUCUUGAUGUAGGCAAGAAUGCGGGAUGCGUCGAAAACGAUGCCCUCUUUGGUGCACACGGGGUCGUCGAAGGGCGAGAGGGAAAGGCCGCAGCAGUAGAAGGGCAGGGCCUUGAAAGGCAGAGCGAGGUUCUGCUUCUUGUAGCCUCCCCAGUCGCGGCCAUACUCACUCGGGAUGAUGUACAGCUAUAUGAGGUGGGACACACGCAGCACGCAACGCAACAGGUCAGAUCUCGUAUGCCGAUAUCUGCAUUCUUUUGGACCUCACCUUGUCUUUGCUGUGCUGCUUCUUGCCCAUAGCUGCAAAGGAGGAAGGG
Vitrella brassicaformis is the source of this 3284-nucleotide messenger RNA. The record is from the annotation of a GenBank genome assembly. NCBI's taxonomy places the organism in Eukaryota, Vitrellaceae.